Purpureocillium lilacinum is the source of this 1845-nucleotide messenger RNA. The record is from RefSeq and is a predicted model, not a curated record. NCBI's taxonomy places the organism in Eukaryota, Fungi, Ascomycota, Sordariomycetes, Hypocreales, Ophiocordycipitaceae.
AUGGCGUCGUCCAGCCUCAAUCAUGACGAGACCACCGACGUUGUGAUCUGUGGAUGCGGUCCUACGGGUGCCAUGCUGUCUGCCUAUCUGGGCCGCGCAAACAUCGCCAAUAUCGUUCUCGAGAAAGAGCCAGACAUCACGACCGACCCGCGCGGCAUUGCACUGGACGAAGAUGGAAUUCGCUUCUUGCAGGGCUUGGGGCUGUACGAGCACGUCUUCUCCGACAUUGGCACCUGUAUCCCGAAGGUGCGCUUCGUUAGCGGUGUGCAUAAUGAUCUGAACAAGCAGCCAUUUCUCAACUUUGACAUUAGCUCUACGGCUGGCCACACCGGGCACGUUGCCAUGCUGUCCCACAAACAGCCAGCCCUGGAGGAGCGCCUUCGCUCCAAGAUCCAAGACGACGAAUGGGUGUAUACGAGAUACCUGGGCGCCAAUGGAGUCGAGCGAUGCAUCCGCUCACGUUUCUUGGUUGGCGCCGACGGAAAGACUGGCUUCACGCGAAAGCAGUACCUGGAGCCGAGAGGCGUUCACAUGCAGUGGGCAGAAAAAAUGCGGUAUCAAGAGACGUGGGUUGCGUUGAACUGGAAGCUCAGUCUGCCGACGCCAAAGACGCAUCCGUCUUUUCCCCUUUGGAAGCUGGGCUACUCCUCCGAGGACGUCUUUGACCUCUUCUUCCCACUCGACUUCCGGUUCCUCUGCAAUCCGCAGCGCCCAGCGGUGUGCGGUCGGUUUGGGCCACCAUCCGACCGGCUCUGGCGCUUCGAGUUCCUCGUCAACGCUGGCGAAAGCGAUGCGGAAAUGGCGACGCCAGCCAUGAUUCGCAAAGUCGUGUAUCCUUAUCUCAGGCACCCUGGGGCACGUUACGGGUUACCCGACCCUGUCGAGUUCCCGCAUGACUGCAUCGAGGUGCUCCGCUGUCGGCCGUUUCGCUUCUCAGCGCGGAGUUGUGACAGGUGGGCUCUUGGACGGGUCAUACUCUGUGGCGAUGCCGCGCACGUCUUCCCGCCAUUCGGUGGACAGGGCAUUGCAUCCGGGUUUCGCGACGCCAUCUCCUUGAACUGGCGCCUGGCUGUCGCCUGUAGAUCACAAGCGGCGAACCACGAGCAACUCUUCACCGGGUGGUUCCUGGAGCGCAAACAGCAGCUGGAGAGCUCCCUGGCCACCACGAUCCGCAACGGUGACAUGGUCAACAGCCGGAACCCAUUCAAGAUUUUCGUCCGCGACUGGACGUUGUGGUUCCUGCAGCUGCUUCCCGGCUGGAAGAGCUGGCUUGAGCUGGGUCCGCGGAUCGAUGGGCCGACGACGUACAAGUACGAACCAGGCAUGGCCUUUAUUCCUGAGCUGGGAGGCGGCGUCCUUUUCUCACAGACAUACUGCGUGGCGCUCGGGGGCCAGGCAGAGGUCCCUCGUGUCCAAUUUUCUGACGACGCGAUUUUCGCGAAGACGAAGGAGAGCCCCUUCCAAAUUGUCGUCCUUCUCGACAAUCUGGAUGAAUUGCAGGCUGCAAGGCAAGAGCUCAAAGUUCUGGACGGCGCGUCCUCCGAGAGCCUCUCAGUCCGCGAGGCAACGUUCUUUGUCCCUCGCUUGCCAGUCUCAGCUCAUCAGCAAAAGCAACCCUCCGAACUCGACGGGGUCUACCGCGCGGCUUCGGCCGAAGAGUUUGCGGCAUCUAGUCUCUGCAAGGGGCGUCCCGCACCUCGGGGGUACCAUGAGGACGACCUGUGGAAGAGCGCCAAGGGUCGGAGAUUUGUCAUUGUGAGACCUGACAGGUUCAUAUUCGCAAUGUGUGACGCGGGCUGCGAGCUGGAGCGGAUUUGUAGCGGCCUGGCCAAACUUUCUCACUGA